AAAGAUGAGGCUGGAGAAGCUGUCUUACAGCUCUGACUAAGAGGAGAGGCCAUUUUUAGGCACAAAGAAGACCUGCGGCCGCCAUUUUGAAUUUGGUGCUGGGCGUGGUCUCCAUUUUAAGGUUGCUGUUUGCCUCCAAUUCAGGCCUAGCAUUAGUGACUCACUGCGUUGGGUCCUCUUGGGGGUUUAGCUGUUGUUUUUUCGACGCAUUGCUUCUCAGAGAUUUAUUACAAAAGUAAAAUAAAAUAAGAUAAAAUAAAAUAAAAAUAAUAAUAACAAUAAUAACACCUAUUAUCUUAAAUUGUGGGGUUCCUGACCUGUUCUGUUUAGCUCCCGGCGCUGUGCCGGCAGGGCCCAGCAGACAGUUUUAGACAGCUGUUCUGGCUGUUUGCCAUUGUGGUUGUCUUAGGGCGUGGGAAGCUUCCCUCCCGGACAACUUGAUCUGCGUAGUUACCCCCACCCCAGGGCUUCUCCUACCUGGAAAGCCUGGGCACAAUGGCAGAUGGUGAGUCUCCUCAGGCUUUGCAGGGUUCUGAUAUUCCCCCCAUUCAAGCAAAACGCAGAUCCUCUGAUUCAAAUACAGGGGGGAAGGAAAAAAGCUAAAACCAAGCAUUUAUCAACCAAAGAACCCUCCAAGACUGCUGAGCGAGAGGCCUCGAGGAGACACCAGGCACUGGAGCAAGAGUUCUCCAAAGCACAAAGGCUCAGGUCCAGAGAAGCUGAAUUGGUUCCCCCUGCUUCUCUGGCCAGCUCACCUUAUGAGCCCUCACUGGUGCCGUCUUAUCAAGCCCCCAGGGCAGGGUCUCCUCAAGGGGGAACUGAACAGGUCAGUCUAUCUGCCCCUAGACAACAUAUCCCUAUAUCCCCUCUGCCAGGGCCUUCCAUUUCUCCUGCUAACAUUAGUACGCAUACUCCUGAGACCACCGCUGCUGGUGUGCCUUCAGCUGAGCGAUCCUUAUGGGCUCAACAGUUUCAGAGCUUUAUGCACCAGGCCUUCAAUCAAUUCAUGUCUUCUUCCUUAGCAGCUGGUCCCUCACAGGUUUCACCUUCUCCACCCUUGCCCGCAGACCGCACUGGACGUCCCCAGUCAGCGGGUUCAGGUAUUUCUGAGACUUCAUCUCAGUUUGGGGAGACUGAAUCUGUUGACCUGGUGACAACUGAAGGACCUAUGUCUGAGGAUGAGGAGGGCUCACCAGGCCUCUGCCUGGGCCAUCAGGGCGUCUUCGUCCUCGUCCUUUUUCGCGAGAACUUCUAUCAUGUGGCUCCGGGAACUACAGGCAUUAAUUCCUCCAGACCAGGAGGAGCUACUGUGUCGGACCUAAUGAAUGCUUCGCCUCGACAAAACUGGGAAAGGAGCGCCCAAGGGAGGCGUGGCUAAAGUUUGGUCUUAGUCUAAAUCUGAGCAGGAGGGCUUUGAUUACCCAAUCGGUGGAUGCUACAUCUUCAUGCUGAGAAAAGGCGUUCAGGUAAGACAACGCCCCUUAUCUUUCCUAUUCUUGUGUAAAUAAUGAGGCUUCUUUAAUGCUUCAAAAA
Crotalus tigris (Tiger rattlesnake) is the source of this 1533-nucleotide messenger RNA. Its product is annotated as actin cytoskeleton-regulatory complex protein PAN1-like. The record is from RefSeq and is a predicted model, not a curated record. Lineage: Eukaryota; Metazoa; Chordata; Lepidosauria; Squamata; Viperidae. The coding region runs from base 503 to 1378 and encodes 291 amino acids. The transcript is spliced from 3 exons.